Messenger RNA from Parastagonospora nodorum SN15, 3357 nucleotides. RefSeq lists its product as hypothetical. Gene Ontology annotation, biological process: retrograde vesicle-mediated transport, Golgi to endoplasmic reticulum; arachidonate secretion; phospholipid metabolic process. NCBI's taxonomy places the organism in Eukaryota, Fungi, Ascomycota, Dothideomycetes, Pleosporales, Phaeosphaeriaceae. Gene Ontology annotation, molecular function: A2-type glycerophospholipase activity. The coding region runs from base 1 to 3357 and encodes 1118 amino acids. The record is from RefSeq and is a predicted model, not a curated record. The transcript has 6 exons.
AUGAAGUCGACUCUCCUCGCCAUCAUAGGCUUUGCCAGCCUUGCCCUUUCUGCUCCAACCGUCGAUCCACGCCAAUCGUCCCUAGAAGAAAUCACGGAUAGUUAUGUUUUCAGCAUUUCCAUCAGCGAGUUCAACAGCAACCGCAACGGCCAAGUCGGCCCUGCAGAGCUAGACUGGAAUUCUGACGGCUGCUCCUCUUCACCCGACAAUCCGUUCGGCUUUGACUUCAAAGACUCGUGCAAUCGCCACGACUUUGGCUACCGCAACUUCAAAAAGCAAUCGCGCUUCGAGGCCAACAAAGCGAGGAUUGACAGCAACUUCAAGCAAGACAUGUUCAACCAGUGUCAGAACGAGAGAUUCAAGGAAGCUUGUCGAGCGACGGCUACGAUUUAUUAUGAGGCGGUGAAGGCCUUUGGGAGGAAGCGGGCUGCGGAGAUAAGAGAGGCAAGGCGGGCGGCUGAGGAGAUGGAGGCUAAGGAGACAGACUCAUGCCAUUGUGUUGGUGUGAAGAAUGGUGAAGGGUUCGGUGAUGGACCUCAAGAGCUGGAGAGCUGGAGAGCUGAAGAGCGGACCUCGAUGCACAUCGAGACGACAAGCGAAAUGCAUCCUGUAGAGAAGCUGCGCCAGCUCUCCGCGCCGCAUUGCGUGCUGCUAGCCGUGCAAUACGCAACCGAGUCCAACGUCAAGGCGCUGCGAGCCUUGACAGCCCUGCGGGAUGCCGACCUACCGCUGGAGCUCAUUCUGAGCAUUCUCCUGACAUAUCUUCCUGAAGAAUUCGAACCGGCGUCCUACAUCGAAUACCUCCACGAGCUUGCGACCGCCUCGCGAGACCCAGGCGAAGACCCCGCUGCAGUGUUGGAUGUAGCUUCGGUGGAGGAGCUGUCGUUGUCACGGGCAAAGAAGAGGAGGAAAGCACUAGACUUGUUACCAGUCAUACACCCAUUGUAUGCUGCAGAAGAUGAGCUCGACGUCAUCAGCCACUUCCUUGUCCACCGCGCGCACCGCAUCGAUGCCCAGACCGGCCUCCUCGACCUCGUGCCCCAGCUCAUCGUCCCCUUCUUGGACCAUUCCGAGUACCUCCGCACGUGGUUUAUAUCAACCGUCCUACCGCUCCUCCGCCUCAGCUACGAAUACUACCCACAAAACGCGACUGCCUCGCUGGACGAGUUCGCACGUCUGCAGGGCAGGCGCGCCAUAGAACACCAGUUCGCCAACGUGCGGCAUGCCAGUGGAGGUGACAAGAGUCAUGUGGCGCGGGAUAUCAAGGGUGUUGUCGCUCCGUGGAUGUGUGGUGCACACCAUCGCAAGCGGCGAAGGCUCUCGCACCAAGGACCAAGGGCCUCAGUAGCGCAAGAAACACCACACGCGCCAGGCGACUGGGAAUGCUUGUUCGAGUGGAUACUUCACACGUCCAAAGAGAACCUGCAGUUGGCCACGACGGCCAUCAGCGAAUGGGACGGGCCCGAAGACAUGGACCUCGGUGGGUACGAGGAGGGACGGGACUAUGUCGACGAUGAGCAGCAGCGCAGACUGGAGGUGCAGUACGCCCAGACUGCUCUCGCCUGUCUUUACUUGGUUGAGAAGAGCGACGUACCGACACUGCAGACUGCCCAUUCAUUGUUGGGACGGAUAUGCGAUCUGCUGAACCACGAACCUCCACCAAAUCUCAGUGAGCCGCUUCUGCAGGACGCUUCUGCGGCUCUUCUCCAAGAACAACGUCUACUCGAGUCCGACAAUGUCAUCACGACGCCUGGUCACGGCAGUAUACAGGUGCUCAAACUUAUCCUCUUUUCAGCAUGCGCUUUGUCCACCCUACAAUAUCCCGUCUCGAUGCGACAGCUUGCGACUAUGUCUUUGCGCGACGACCACGCCGAACAAAUCUCCUUGCUACAAAAAGUCGUGCACCAGCUGAGCAGCUCGAGAAAGGACAGUGAUCAAUGGACAAGCGCAAGAAUCAAGCUUCUCUGGCUCUGGAACUGGGGCACAGACAGGCAUGACAGCGAUCGCCACGCACAGGGCAUCCUUGGUAUGCUCAGGAGGAGUGAGGUUGAGACAGAAGUACUCAAGGCGCUCAUAGAGAGCAGCCACUAUCCUCUUGUUGUGCAGACAUACAUCAGACCCAGUACUGGCCAGCCACCACUGCCUCUCCAAGAGGUAGAGCGAGUUAUUCUGUCGUCGACCAUGAAUCACUACGAUGGCGCCAGUAAUGGUAAUCGAACUAGAGGCGGCAUGAAACGCGCCGCAGAGACUGUCGCUGCAUUUGCACCUCAUUUCUCCAAGUCGUCGCGCUUCCAGCGCACGCAGGCUUUGCUCUCUGCGACACAUGCCAUGUCGUUUUAUUCACUUAUCCUCCAACACGUAGAUCGGAAGAAGACUGCUACUGAGCGCCGUGUUAUUGGUAUGGCGAUUGAUGCAGCUUUGGAAGAAGACGACUUCGAAACAGCUUACUCCUACGUCGUGAAUCGACUGACACCAUCGACACCAUCACCAACACCAUCCAUUGCAUCCCAGCGAUUUUCUUUUGGCUCAGUUGACACUGAUGAGCAUGAAGAUGAUGCGGAAGACGUAGCAUGGAAAGCAGCAUUACGUGCUGGUCGAUACAGCUCGACAUCGCUCUCCAACUCAUGGUCGCAAUCUGCUGCGCGACCAGACCUCCGCCGCCUAGAACAACGCAUGGAGCUCUUAUCACAAGCGCUGCUCCUGGCUCCUCCGAAUCACCUUGAAGAAGUGCUCAAUGUAUGGCAACAGUGCGAAACUGAGAUGACUACCCUCUUGGCUGCAGAGACAGAAGCAGAAGAGCGGUUCAACGAUGCCGCCGACCGCAAGCUGCCUGGUACGUUCAUUAAUGAGACCAUCACCGUUCAGCCGCGCCGUGAAGUUGGGCGCGGUGCCGUCGAAGAAGCACCUAUGGGCCUUUUCGACGUUGCUCGAGGAGCAGCAGCAGCCUUCUCCAAGUCAGCGUUCCCGCUUCGUGGCGGUGCACAGGCAGCAUCAAGUGCGGAUGCGCGCGAUACAAGCAUGAGCUCGAGUCGCGUCAGCAUGGACUUUAGCGAUUCGGGUAGCAUGAGUGGACACGAUGAGCGCAUGAGGAAAAGAGAUAUGGUCGCAAGUGCUGCGACUGGAGCGUUGGCAAGCGGCACCGGUGCACUUGCCAGCGGACUGGGCUGGAUGUUAGGUAAGUCUCAUUUUACACUGCAGAUAUUGGGUCCUGGGUUAAGGCUAAUUUCGAGCAGGUGCCAAACCAGUACAAGAACAGGAGCGCGAGUAGCAUACUAUAGGCAAACAACAAGAAAAGAUACCCACCUCAACGGCGAGCGACAUGAUGACUUCCUGCAUCUUGCUCGUCGUCGUUUGUAA